Molecule: messenger RNA, 1446 nt
Organism: Entamoeba dispar SAW760
Lineage: Eukaryota; Evosea; Mastigamoebida; Endamoebidae
Exons: 2
Coding region: 1-1446 (481 amino acids)
Biological process (GO): nuclear-transcribed mRNA poly(A) tail shortening; regulation of DNA-templated transcription
Cellular component (GO): P-body; CCR4-NOT core complex; nucleus
Source: RefSeq, a predicted model, not a curated record
AUGUCAACGAAUAGAAAGGUACAAAGUGAUAUCGAUAAAACUCUCAAAGUUAUGAACUCAGGGUUUGCAGAAUUUGAUGAGAUUCGAGAAAAACUAGACGAGACUGAAGGAGGGCAUCAACAUGAAAAAGUAGAAGCGGACCUUAAGAAGUCGUUAAAAAAAUUACAAAAGUGCAGAGAACAAAUUAAAGGAUGGUUACAAACUGAAAUUAAAAAUAAAAAUCAACUAACAGAAGCUAAGAAACAAAUUGAAGAAAGAAUGGAAGCAUUUAAAGAGAUAGAAAGAAUUAGUAAAAUUAAACCUUACUCAAUUGAAGGAUUAGCACGAGUAAGUGAUAGUGGGUCUGAUCAAGAACAAAGCUCGGAAGAAGAACAAACAUGGAUUGAACAAAUUAUUAAUAAUUUAGAGAGUCAAAUUGAAGAUUUAAAUAGAGAGAAAGAGCCACAAAAAAAGAAAAAACAGUCUCAACAAAAGAAAAAUCAAAUUCUUAAACAAAUUUCUAUGCUUCAAAACCAUAUUGAAAAUUUAAAUAUUAUUGAUAAGGCAUUAAAAUAUGGAUUUUUAGAUGAUGAAGAUGUAAAUGAGUUCCAAGAAGAAGUUGAGAUGACUGUUGAAAGUAAAAUAAUUACUAGUGACGAUAGUAUUGAAUUAUACAAACGGUUUGAUUUAGAAAGCUUAAAAAUGCAAAUCCAACAAGAAGAAUUAGAAGAAGAAGAACGUAGAAAUAAUGAAAUACAAAAAGAACAACCAGAAAAUGAUGAAAAUAAUAUUACUCAACAACACAAAACUAAACAACCUCAACUUUCAUUAAAAGAAGUUCAAUCGUCUCGGGCUACUCAAACAAAAAGUUCUCAACAAACUGUUAAAUCAUCAACGCAACAAAUCAAAACAAGUCCAAGUCUUGUUCAAAAACAACCUUCUCCUCAUCAAACAACAACUCAAUCACUAAAAGUUGAAAAUAAAAAUCAAACACUACAACGAACAAGUAAUACAACGACGAAACAAACAACAGAAUGUGUUUCACCAGUGGUUGAUGAAAAAACGUUACAAACUAUCAAAGACAUUGAAUUUUCAUAUAAUAGUAUGAUACAAUUUCAUCAUCAACAAUCUCCUAAAAGAAAACCAAGUAACUUAACGUUACCUAAAUGGUUCCCAACACAACCUAUUCCAUUUGAUUUUAAAUCAAAUAAAAUAGAAGAUGAAUUUCUUAUGUUUUUGUUUUAUUAUGCCCAGGGAACAGAGUUACAAUUACAGGCAGCUGAAAUGUUGAAACAAAGAAAAUGGAAGUAUCAUAAAGGAUAUCAAAAGUGGUUUAAAAAAUUAAAUGAUCCAAUUUAUACGUCGGAAGUUUCAGAAAAUGGAGAAUAUUGUUGUUUUGAAUAUGAGUCUUGGAAUACAGUUUCUAAGUCACAUUUUACAUUUUUUAACAAUUUUAUGGAGAAUUAA